Paecilomyces variotii is the source of this 1094-nucleotide messenger RNA. RefSeq lists its product as hypothetical. The coding region runs from base 319 to 642 and encodes 107 amino acids. Lineage: Eukaryota; Fungi; Ascomycota; Eurotiomycetes; Eurotiales; Thermoascaceae. The record is from RefSeq and is a predicted model, not a curated record. The transcript is spliced from 2 exons.
CGGAACAGGCUUCUUUAAAGAGGUGAGCAUCCCCUCGGUUUGCCUUUACCCUGCUCUUCCAACUAAUGCAUCUGGGAAAGGGCCCGUUUCUCUGGCCGCCAGCGUCAAUUCUUUGUAGUCCCUGAGCGGUUCGACGUAAAUAGCGCUAGUGAUCUAGUUGUCACCUCGGUCAUUGCGUGGAGUUUCUAUCCCAAGUUGCUCUCCCGCGAAGGCAAAGGCUGGCGCAAUGUCUCCAACAACCAGGCCGUGAGCCUCCAUCCAACAUCCGUCAACAAGCAAGCAGAUGCUAGUAUCAAGUGGCUAUCGUUUUACCACAUCAUGCAGGCGCGCAACAAGUUCUACAACGCCCAUGAGACAAGCGCUGUGGACGACUUUGCCGUUGCUUUGCUGUGUGGAGAAGCGGAGUUCAAGUUAUAUGCCGGAAUAAUAUCCAUCGACAACAACCGUAUCCGAUUUUCCGUCAAGGACUGGAAAUCCAUUCUAGCUCUCAAAAUCCUCGGCAGUAAAGUGCGGGAGAUCCUGUCUGGAACAUUCAAGAACCCCCAGAAACCGCUCUCCCAUCGCCAGCAAGAAUGGAUGAAUAUCUUACAGCAGAUGUUCACCGAUGCAUACACUUCGCAGAUAAACAGGAAGGGUCCUUGAGAGCAGGCAUUUGGGUAGGCAAGAUUUACGGAACGGGGGUACUUUUCUUUGGACGGUUGACGAUAUCCAAACUGGGUUACGGAUGAUUGGGACUUGGGUAUGGUAUUGCAGCAGGGCUGACAAGAAUGGGAAGUUUUUCGCUCUUUGCUUUAGCCAUGAAGAGCUUUAAAAAAAAAAAUAGAACCUCGCUUCCCUUUUUUUCGGAAUAUAUCAGGCUACAUCAAGCGGUCAUUGAACUGUACAUAUCUCGCUUGCUAUCGAGAAUUGGGCUUCUAUUUCGCACCGCGCCUAUCUUCGUGGAUGGAACAUAGAGGGAGAAAAAAAAAAGAAUCCAAAUGCUUGAUAAUACCUGGAAUUGGAUCUAUCUUUGAAAAAAGCGAUUAUAUGACCGUAAUGGAACCUAGUAUGAUUCGGCCUGUUUACGUAUAUAUAUCACUGGGAAACGAUGACUC